Cheilinus undulatus (humphead wrasse) is the source of this 10139-nucleotide messenger RNA. RefSeq names its product cytoplasmic linker associated protein 1a (gene clasp1a). Gene Ontology annotation, molecular function: microtubule binding; kinetochore binding. Gene Ontology annotation, biological process: mitotic spindle assembly. Lineage: Eukaryota; Metazoa; Chordata; Actinopteri; Labriformes; Labridae. The record is from RefSeq and is a predicted model, not a curated record. Bases 662 to 5599 code for a protein of 1645 amino acids. The transcript is spliced from 45 exons. Gene Ontology annotation, cellular component: microtubule organizing center; spindle microtubule; mitotic spindle.
GCAGCAUUCCGGGUGGAGAGUGUGAGAGAAAGAGAAAGACAGAAGAGAUUUUAAGGCCGUACACUUUAUAGUUAAAACCAGAAAUACUCUCGGCUGUAUGUCCUGAUAGGCUGUGGAGUUUAAGCAGGAUAUGGGCUCUCCAGGCCAGAUCCCGGGACAAAUCAUGGAGCUCUAAGCUAGCUCUCUCCAUCCGUCUCUGUUUGCUGCCUUGUACACCGCUCGCCAAAACCUGCUCCACUACCCCUGCUGUAGCGGUUUGGCUCUGACUCCUUCAAGAGAAGAAAAAACCCAAGUGGGACGGAGCGGUAAACUUUCCCCAGCUGCUGUCCAGACACACACAUGCUGCAUUGCUGCCAUUCCCCAAGCCCUGCUCCAUCCAUCUCCAGGGCACAGCCACUAGCUUGCUGGUGAGCUAGCACUUUGCACAAACACAAGGCCUGUCCUCGGGGAUAAAAAUACAAGCAGGCUGCGUGCAUCGCCUCUUUCUUUUAUCUCCCUUUUCCGGGUCACCCUGCCACACUCUCGCUAACUGGGGCUCCUUUUGUUGAGCUGUCAUUCCUGCUGCUUUGAGCGGCGGAGGAUUGCUCGUAGCUCGACAGCCAGUCAUUCAUUCAUAGAGACAGGCUGAGGAGGCCACAGAGGUCGGUUAGCAGAGGCCAGGAUGAUGGAGCCCAGCAUGGAGAACUGCCUGGCUCAGGUCCUGCAGAAAGACAUGGGUCGACGGCUGCAGGUGGGGCAAGAGAUCAUUGAAUACAUUUUAGACAAAGAGAAGUCCCACGACCUGGAGCAGGAUCAGACUGCACUGGACAAGAUGGUUGAUGGCAUCGCCAGCUCCUGGGUCAACUCCAGCAACUUCAAGGUGGCUCUGCUGGGUUUGGACCUCUUAUCUGCCUUAGUGACACGGUUACAAGAGAGAUUUAGGGCCCAGGUGGGAACAGUUCUGCCCAGCCUUAUCGAUCGAUUGGGAGAUUCAAAAGACCAAGUGCGAGAACAAGAUCAAACAUUGCUGCUAAAGAUCAUGGAACAAGCUGCCAGCCCACAGUACGUUUGGGACCGAAUGCUGGGAGGCUUCAAACACAAGAACAAUAGGACCAGAGAAGGAGUGUGCCUUUGUCUCAUCGCCACGCUGAACACAUACGGAGCUCAAGGCCUGACCCUCAGUAAAAUUGUGCCCCAUAUAUGUAACCUCUUGGGGGACCCUACAAGUCAGGUACGUGACGGUGCCAUGAGCUCCCUGGUGGAGAUCUACAGACACGUGGGUGAGAGGGUGAGGAUGGAUCUCAGCAAAAAGGGCCUUCCACAGUCACGGUUGAAUGUAAUCUUCAGUAAAUUUGAUGAAGUCCAAAGAUCUGGGAACAUGAUCCCUUCCUCUGGCUCAGAUAAGAACUUCGAGGAUGAAGACUCUGUGGAUGGAGGCCGGUCCUCCUCCUCUUCUUCAUCCAAGGCCCCCCCUACUGGCAGGAGGACUGUAAUGAGCUCCGUCAGAAGACCCAGCUCGGCUACAGCUAAAGCUUCAGGUAAAGAAGCAGCUGCAGGUGCUGUUGAUGAAGAGGAUUUCAUUAAAGCCUUUGAAGAUGUCCCCUCAGUCCAGAUCUACUCAAACAGAGAGUUAGAGGACCAGCUGACUAAGAUCAGAGAAGUGCUGUCUGAUGAUAAACACGACUGGGAGCACCGAGUGGCUGCGCUAAAGAAGGUCCGUUCUCUCAUGCUGGCUGGAGCAGCAGAGUAUGAGGGUUUCCCUCAGCAGCUGCGUCUCCUGGAGGCUCCCUUCAAACUGUCGGCUAAAGACCUGCGCUCACAGGUGGUCAGAGAAGCCUGCAUCACGCUGGGACAUUUAUCGUCUCUGCUGGGAAACAAGUUUGACCAUGGAGCGGAGAGCGUCAUGCCCACACUGCUGAACCUCGUCCCUAACAGUGCCAAAGUCAUGGCCACGUCUGGAACGGCCGCCAUCCGCCUCAUCCUCAGGCACACACACUAUCCACGUCUCAUCCCCAUCAUCACCAGUAACUGCACCUCCAAAUCAGUAGCAGUCAGACGACGCUGUUAUGAGUUCUUGGAUCUCAUGUUACAAGAGUGGCACACUAAUACACUGGAAAGACAUGUGGCUGUUUUGACUGAGACCAUCAAGAAAGGCAUCCAUGAUGCAGACUCUGAGGCACGAUCCAUCGCAAGAAAGUGCUACUGGGGUUUCCAUGGUCACUACAGUCGGGAAGCAGAGCACCUUUUCCAGGCGUUGGAGUCGACCUAUCAGAAGGCCCUGCAGUCUCACCUUAAGAGCUCCGACAGCAUCGUGUCUCUGCCACAGUCCGACCGCUCCUCCUCGUCUUCACAGGAGAGUCUGAACCGGCCGUUGUCUCUGAAGAGCGUCAUUGGAGGGAGCAUACCAAGAAGUAAACUUGUGAGCACCAGGGUGCCUAGCACACCAGGUUCCCUGCAACGCUCUCGCAGUGACAUCGAUGUUAAUGCCGCCUCCAACGCCAAAUCCCGUCUGUCCACUGUCCCUGCUUCCUCUCCAUUCAGCUCUGCAGCUGCCCUCCCCCCGGGGUCCUAUGCCUCUUUAGAUGGCACUCCUGGUAAAAGUGAUGGUCGAGUUCGUACCAGGAGACAAAGCUCAGGCAGCGUGGGUGGGGCCAGUUCUUCAAUGGUGGACAGCAGGGGACGCAGCCGAGCCAAAGUUGUCUCACAGUCCCAGCGAUCCAGAUCAGCCAAUCCCAUCAGUGCUGGCAGUCGCUCCAGCUCCCCAGGAAAGCUGCUCGGCCACAGCAGCUACGGCCGGAUCCCUCGGGCAACAGUGUCAGCCUCCAGCACACCAGCAGACAAACGCAGCAGGAUCCCUCGCAGCCAAGGAUGCAGCCGGGAGACCAGCCCCAGCCGAAUGGGCCUAGCCAGCCUGUGUGGUAAAGUUCUUCUUCCUGCUGCUCUUCCCUACCGCACGCUAGCCCGGAGCCGUAUUCCCCGUCCCAGCAUGAGUCAGGGCUGCAGUCGCGACACCAGUCGCGAGAGCAGCCGCGACACCAGCCCCGCUCGGGGCUUCGCUCCUCUGGCCUCCCGACGUCACUCCCGUUCAACCAGCGCUCUCUCCACAGCUGACCCCCACAGCCAGUCAGAUCGAUAUGGUUUGAUUCACCAGGCAAGGAUCUCUGCAUCAGUAAAUGCCAUGAGGGUCCUAAACACCGGCACAGAGGUGGAGGCAGCUGUUGCUGACGCUCUGCUUUUAGGAGACUCCAGGAAUAAGAGGAAGCCUUUGAGGCGGAGGUACGAGUCACCAGGGAUGUACUCAGACGAUGACGCUAACAGCGAUGCCUCCAGUGCCUGCUCAGAGCGCUCAUACGGCUCCAGGAAUGGAGGCAUUCCUCAUUACCUCCGGCAGACAGAGGACGUGGCUGAGAUCUUGAACCACUGCGCCAGCUCCAAUUGGUCAGAGAGGAAGGAGGGCUUGCUGGGCCUGCAGAAUCUGCUCAAGAGCCAAAGAAUACUGAGCCGAGUGGAGCUGAAGCGACUUUGUGAAAUCUUUACCAGGAUGUUUGCGGAUCCUCAUAGCAAGCGAGUGUUCAGCAUGUUUCUGGAGACUCUGGUGGACUUUGUCACAGUGCAUCGGGAGGAUCUGCAGGACUGGCUCUUUGUGCUGCUCACUCAGCUGCUGAAGAAGAUGGGGGCAGACCUGCUGGGUUCAGUCCAGGCCAAAGUCCAGAAGGCUCUGGAUAUCACAAGGGAGUCCUUCCCGUUUGACCAACAGUUCAACAUUUUGAUGAGGUUUAUUGUGGAUCAGACUCAGACACCCAAUCUCAAGGUGAAGGUGGCCAUUUUGAAGUACAUCGAGUCCCUGGCUCGGCAGAUGGACCCGACAGACUUUGUGAACUCCAGCGAGACACGCCUGGCUGUAUCACGAAUCAUCACCUGGACCACAGAGCCAAAAAGCUCUGAUGUCAGGAAGACCCUUCAUAACUGGGUGAGCGAGGAGCUAGCUGGCAGGUCCAGUUCUGCAGCCUUACUGUCCUGUGAGGGUAACCAGGAAGACAGGUGUAAGCAGGCGGCUCAGGUGGUGCUGAUCGCUUUGUUCGAGCUCAACACCCCAGAGUUCACCAUGCUGCUGGGAGCUCUGCCUAAAACCUUCCAGGAUGGAGCCACCAAACUGCUGCACAACCACCUGAAGAACACCAGCAACACUAGCAGCAGCGUGGGGUCACCGAGCAACACCAUUGGUCGGACACCUUCACGCCACACCCCCAGCAGAACCAGCCCACUCACCUCUCCAACAAACUGUUCUCAUGGAGGACUGUCUCCAAGUCGGUUAUGGGGUUGGGGUGUCGACGGACUUUCAAAGCACCCCCCUGCCCCUCCUCCUCCUCAGCCCCACUCCACCCCUGCUGCCCCCUCCCUAAGGGUCCUGCGCAGAGCAUAUUCACCCAGCAUGAUGGAGUAUGACACUGAGAACAUGAACUCUGAAGAGAUCUACAGUUCUUUACGUGGUGUCACAGAGGCCAUCCAGAGCUUCAGCUACAGGAGCCAGGAGGACCUGAACGAGCCGAUCAGACAAGAGGGGAAAAGAGACGAUGCAGCAGGACGAGAAGGCGUAGCUUCCUCUCCUGGCUCGGAUGCGCGUCUGGGCUUGGACGUAGUUGAAGGAGGUCGCACCGCCCUAGACAAUAAAACCUCACUACUCAACACGCCAUCGCCUCGCUCAUUCUGUGGCCCGCGAAGCAGAGAGUUCGCUCCUUACGGCUACGGUGAAACUAUCUGCACGUAUGACAAGAGCGCCCUGAAGGAGGCUGUAUUCGACGAUGAUGUUGAGCAGUUCAGAGACUGCCGACGUCAGGAAAGUGGCGAAAACAAGAUGAUGCCCCCCAAGGUCUUUGCUCCCGUUAAAGUCGUUCAGGACCAUUCAGACAUGGUAGCAGAUCUGCUGAAGGAGCUGUCCAAUCACAACGAGCGUUCUGAGGAGCGUAAAGGCGCCCUGGUGGAGCUGCUGAAGAUCACACGAGAAGAUAGCAUGGCUGUGUGGGAUGAACACUUUAAAACCAUCCUCCUCCUGCUGCUGGAGACACUGGGGGAUAAAGAUCACACAAUCCGAGCUUUGGCCCUACGAGUGCUAAAAGAAAUUCUGAGGAACCAGCCGGCCCGUUUCAAGAACUACGCUGAGCUCACCAUCAUGAAGACCCUGGAGGCUCACAAAGACUCUCACAAGGAGGUGGUGCGUGCAGCAGAAGAGGCAGCGUCCACCCUGGCUGGCUCCAUCCACCCAGAGCAGUGCAUCAAGGUACUCUGUCCUAUAGUGCAGACAGCCGACUACCCCAUCAACCUGGCUGCUAUCAAGAUGCAAACCAAAGUCAUUGAGCGCAUCGCCAAGGACUCCUUACUGCAGCUGCUGCCUGACAUCAUCCCCGGACUUCUGCAGGGCUAUGACAACACAGAGAGCAGUGUUCGCAAGGCCAGCGUGUUCUGUCUGGUGGCUAUCUACUCCGUGAUUGGCGAGGAUCUCAAACCCCACCUGGCACAGCUCACGGGCAGCAAGAUGAAGUUACUGAACCUGUACAUCAAACGAGCCCAGACGACCAACAGCAAUAGCAGCAGUUCCUCAGACGUAUCCUCACACAGUUAAUCGAGGGAGGAUGGACCGCAGUCGGGGAUUUCCUGUCACUUCUUUCAGAUCUCUGAGCUUCUCCUCUUUAUCAUAACUCCACACAAGCUCCACUACACACUCCUCCUGACUCAAGGAGACUAUUUCAGCUGCCUGUUUGUCGUUUGGUUUUCCUUCCUCAUCUUUUCUCCUGGAAAUUUUGAAUGUAACUGAGGAUCGUUUUUUGACUCUUAAACGGGGGAGUCAACACAUAUGGAGUCUUUCUGGCUACUGGAAUUACCUUAUUUUAACUCCUCCACAUCUUCACACCGCCUUUUAUUCAAAGAAAUCCUUCAUGACACCAUGAGAGGAGGAGAUGUUAUUUCUGUUGGGAUUACUUUGGGAUGAAAUGUCAUUUGGCUGGACCAGUGAUGGUGAAAAGCGCUGAAUGAAUUGGGUACAAUUCUGGUUUAGGGAGCAUAAAAACCAAAUAUUAAGAGAAAAAUAGAACAUUUAUGUUUGAGGGAACAUAGUGGUAGAAAAUGUGAGCAGUUUUGGUUCAUUUUUAAGUCAACUGGUCCGGAUUUUGACUCUUCAAAGCCUGUAGGCUAUAUCAACUGUAUUAUUUGUAAGGCUUAUUUGUUAUUUAAUCAGUUAUAUGCCCAAUCAGUAAAGGUGUUAUUACAUUCAAGUUGCCAAAAGUUAAAUUUUCAGCAACAGAAUUGACAAUCCUUCAAAUUCUGUGCAGAUGUUUUCAGAUGAAAUUGCUGUAUGCACAAUUCUAGUAGAAAGUUUAAAUUGAGUUGAUGUAAAGUUGCCUGUAUUUUCAUGCUGAAAAUACUUUGAUUUAUCGAACAGUGCUUCUUGUUCCAGUUGCUUUCAAAUCCAGUUGCCUGUUGGUUGCCAGUUUGUGGCAUCUUAUUCUGUAAAUCUUUGAGACUGCUGCUCACAUGGAGUGACAAUUUGAAGAGGAAGACUUUUGUAAAUACUGCACAUGUGGAUUUGGGAGCGAGAUUGAUGAUCCGAGACGAUCAAAAAAAGACAUUCCCAGGCCUUAUUCACUUCACACGCACGCUGAUGUUUGUCAACCGUGACUGCAGAGUGUAUGACAUGUACAGCACUGGAACUUUUGGCUCUAAAAAAUGUGAAUCUGCAGGAAAAAGGAGCCCAUCUUCGUUCUGGACCUGUGAUGACACAAACACAGUAUUAGCCGUUUCCUCUGGUCUACACAUAACCACAGCUUCUGCAAUAAACUUAAAACAUUUUGUACAUACACUUUUGGACUACUGCUUCGCAAAAUUUGGGGAAAAAAGAAAGUGAACAGUUUGAAUAUCUCACUUUUUGCAUGUUACCUAAUUAGCAUGCAUGUAACCUGCAGCACUUGUCAUCUCUGUGCUGUUUGAAAGGCCCCUGGUUUCUGGCUGUUAAAGUGCACUUGUUACAUCAUCAGAUUACUCAUCUCUGAUUUAAUGUUUCAGUAGAGAAGUUCAGUCAUCACACUAGCCAUGCACAUGUGUGUCAAAGGUACAAAAGGAGAGAGAACUGUGACCAAAAUCAAGUUAAAGAGGAGUUAAAACUGGUAGAAGCAUACAGGAAUACCUCUGGGAACAGAUUCCGUUUCUAUUUCAGUUAUAGAGGGGAACUGUGUUUAUUUUUUAACCUGGAGCCUUGGUUAAAUUUGAGGGUUUAGCUGCCCUUGUUCAAAGUCUAGCAUACUGCCUCAAGGUCGCCAAAGUCUUCUCUGAAGUCUUUCUGAUGUCCCCUCAGGUCUGGGUUUUUACAUGUUCGACAGGCUUUUGUAGCCAGUUUAAUCCAAAUAAAAGGCGCAGUGCUUCCUGCUGUUAGGUCUGACCAAGGUCAGUUCAUGUUCUUACAACAAACAAGCCACACAAGUCAAAGUACAAGACCUGCUUUUUCAAGCAGUUUUGGUAUGGUUCUUUGAUCCACUCUGGGGUUUAAUUGACACAAACAGACUCAAGUUGGUUUCAGCCGAACCAGACUAGUGAAAGUACCCCAACUAUUAUGUCACACAUUGUUAGAAAGUUAUGAUUCUUGUUAAGGAUGCAUGAUAUUAUCAACAGGUCAGAAUCAACAGAUAUGGAGAUUUCUGUUGAUAUUUACCACCAGCAUAUCAUCUGCAUAAAGCGGUCAUAUGUUCACUGAGUUUGUAGAAUUCUAGGCAGAACUAACAGAACUAUGUCAGCGGAAGUUUAUUCUUUGUUCAUCCUUAAAAUUUAAUGUUUUAUCAACUGACGUUUUAGUUCUGAACUAAAUUUACAUAUUGGAUUUGAUAUCUGUAUAGACUGAAAGGAAUUUAAAAAAAUUGACAUAAGCGUUGUCCUGAUAGAAGAAGUGUAAAGGUUGAUUUUAUGAUGCUAGUUGAAGUUGAACAAAAUCAAUCCAUGUUUGGAUACCAGGGUAACAAAUUUACUAGUUCAGUCAGGACUAAUUUGUGAACAAACACACAUGAUUUGUGGCAAUAAAUAUUUAUUUAUUUGCAGUUAUUAAUUAGCACUUAUGUUGUUCUUUAUAUUUGGUGUUGUGGCUGUUCUGGGAUCCCCUGCCUUUCCUUCAUGGAAAGCAUUAAGCAGGAACAGCAUACAUUCCCGCUCUUUCUGUGCUGAUAAGGACAGCUUAAGGCAAGGAGAGAAGCAGCAAAAAAACCCAGAGCAGAGCAGGCAUCAAUGACAACAGAAUGACAUUGAUUAAGUCAGAAGCAGAAUGAAGGAGGAGCUGGGGUGGAGGAGGGUUGCAAGAGCAGCUUGCAGAAAGAGCGGCAGUGCGUGGCCAGGCAAGAACACCUUAAAUAAGACAGCCUGACUGUGAUCAGCCAAUAGCGUGCUUUGAGCAAAUCAGCUGGCUGUCAGCUGAUGAAGGCUUGCUGAGAUCAGCUGAUCUCAAUUAUGGCAGAGCUUGAUUCUGUGGCCUAACUGAACUUGAGCUAUAUACACGAUUUUUGAUGCCUAAAACUGUUCAAUUUAGUUAUUUGUUAGUGUCUAAUCUGUGUAUUACAAAGAUUAAUUAAACAGAGAGCAUAUACCAACAUUUGUGAAACUGGUUACAUGAUGAAAGGCGAAACAAUUCUCAUUAAUAAACCAGAAGAAGGGGUGAUUCUGAUCUCUGAAAUUUCUACUGUUUCCUUAUUUAGGUCAUUUUAUGGGGGUCAGUGUUUGUGGAGGGCAGUGAUUCUGUCAUCAGUCUGCAGGUUGCAAUGUAGAGAGAAACUUUUAGGGACCAGGAGACAUUGCUGUCUCGCUCCUCUCUACCUGUAACAGACAUAAAUGUUAUCACGUACAUCUUUAUGACAUUUUUACAGGACUUGAUAAAACAUAUCUGUGUAGAGAUGUUGGUGUGUUUCUAACUCCGUUAGAGUGAACCGCUAUAGGAAAAAAUCAGGAAAUAAAACCCCUUCUCUCUCUAUCACUGCUCUGUUUUAAUAGGACGCAGACAUUUGCUCUGAUUUGAACACCCGUUGCUGUUUCUCUGAGACAGACUACAACCAUAAAGAUUUAUGGAUUGUUUCAAAGUAACUUUUUGUUUCUCUUUAUAACUUCAACAUCAAAUUAAUGGAUGAUCAUGUAACUCUGUGUUCUAAUGGCAUAGGUUUGUCAAAAUUCCAGAGCUACAUUUUUUAUAUUUGAACACCUUUUGCAGCAUGCCUGCCUUGCAUUAAGAGCUUUUGAUUUCUGAAGCAAUCAAUUCCCAUCAUGUUUUAUACCUUAAGGUCGCUGACAACACAAAAGGAAAGAUAAGGUCCAGGUUUUAAAAUAGCAGAGGUCCCCUUUAAGUUUAAGGUACCGAGAAGUUUUAAACCGUCUGGUUCCUGUAAAGAGCUCUCUCCUUAAAGUUAUGGGUUCCCUGAUAUGAGGUAAAUCCUCCUUCUGAUCUGGUUUUUAUUUUUAUUUAUAGUUGUAGGUACAGUCAAUCUACUGUUGGGGGACUUUUACCCCUUUUUUCUUUUUGUUAACUUCUAUUUAAGGAAUCAUUCAAAUGAUAUUGAGGUGAACUAUUCCUGAUUUUUCCAGAGGGAACGUUUGGGACUCUCAGUUUUAGAUGUUUUUGUUAAUCCAUUAAGGAUGGGUUUAUUUAAUGACAUGAAUGUACAGACUUCACAUGUGUUUUAAUUUUAUGGACUGGUACUGUUUUUUUUUUUUUUUUCGACACAACUUGUGGUCCUGUUCACAGUAUUCCUGUCUGCACUCAAUCUUACAUUUCCUUACCCUGAACACUUCAAACCUUUAACUCGCCUUGCUUUCUUUAUAUUGGGGUUUUCUCCCUACGAGAGUAAAUCCACACGAGGCUUUCAAAUGACAAAUUUCAAUCAGCUGAUAGAUGUCUGGUAUCACAUGACUGGUCCUAGAAACAGAGGAGAAGGUUUACCCUGCAAACUGUUCACUAUGCAUGUUCGACAGUCUUUGGUUUCAAUCGCUCAUGUAAUAUUCCAACAUGUAUUUAUAUAUUUUAUUUUAUUUGAUCUCUCAUGAUAACUGUACAGAAGGUUGCUUUUUGUUAACUUUCACCUGUGAUAGAUUUGCAACAAUGUAAAGAAAUUGUUUGCUCUAGAAAUAAACAAAGAACUCGU